CGGCAGCUCUGUGAGAGAAGGGUCAGUGCGUUGCUAUAAGGUGUGUGAGGAACCGCCAGGCGUUCAAGCAGAGGCCGCCAGCCGAGGACACUCAGGACACACGAAAACCGGGAAGAAUAAAAUGAUAGGGCCGCCUUUCCCCGCUCCUCCUCCCUCCCAGGUGCACCCGGCCUGUCACUGCUCGGCUGCUACAUCCGGGUUGUUCCCGGAGAAAGAAGGCCGGAGCCGGAUCCUGGGCUAGACAUGAGGCCGCAGCACUGAUCUGACACGCUUACUAGAGGGGAAAUAAUGGGGAACGGCAAGAAGAAGAAACAGGUGCGCUUUGCACGGGCGGGUGACGACGAGGCCGGGGACGAGGAGGAGGAAGACACGCUGUUUGAGAAGCGUCCGGCCAGGCGGAGAGCCGAGGAGCUGGAGGACGAGGGGGCGAGGAGCAGAGCCGAGGAUGAAGUGCGCCUGGUGUCCGGAGGGCAGCAAUGCCGGGGGAUGCGCUGCUGUGUCACCACCGUCAUGUGCGCUGCCUUCCUGGGGCUGGGAAUGGCAAUUUCUGUCUUGGGGCCAACGUUCCCUGAUCUGGCAGCCAAUGUAGACAGCACUGUAGGAAACAUUUCCUACAUUUUUGUGGGACGCUCCAUGGGGUAUCUUGGAGGUUCCAUCUUGGGAGGUGUCCUCUUUGACCGUAUGAAUGAACACUUGCUGUUGGGAUUAUCCAUGAUAGCGACCUGUAUAGGCCUUUUUGUUUUGCCUUGGUGUAAGAAGGCCAUUCUUCUGACUGGAGCAAUGUCUGUUGUGGGCAUAUCAAUGGGAUUCUUAGAUACUGGUGGGAAUGUUGUCAUUCUGAACACAUGGGGAGAUGAAGCUGGACCCCAUGUUCAGGCACUGCACUUCAGUUUUGCUCUGGGGGCUCUUCUGGCACCAAUCUUGGCAAAAAUAAUUCCAGAAAUUCUGCCCUUUGAUAAGAUUCAUAAAACAUCACAAGAAGUACUAAAUAUGCCUCUUGAAAUUAAGAAGUCAAUGCUGUCCUAUAUUGUUAUUGCCACAUACAUUUUGCUGGUCUCUAUAUUUUUAUUCAUCUUGUACUGUAAAAGUCCGCCCAAUCGAUCAGCCGCUAAGGGUUCAGAAGAAAAGGGAAGGACAGCCAAGUAUCACAACGCUCUCAUCUUUCUUCUUUGUUUGUUUUUCUUUUUCUAUGUUGGGGCAGAAGUUGCCUAUGGUUCAUACAUAUUUACUUACGCAAUCACUAUGGCAGAGAUGGAUCAUGAUAAGGCUGCAGGGCUGAACUCUAUAUUUUGGGGAGUAUUUGCUACAGUUCGAGGUUUUGCUAUCUGCUUUGCAACAUGUUUGUAUCCGGGCACCAUGCUGCUUCUUAGUGUGAUUGGCUGCACUGUUUCAUCUGUAUGUUUAAUGAUCUUUUAUAAAGAACACAUAGUCCUUUGGAUUGGAAGUGCACUGUAUGGAGCAUCAAUGGCUACCACCUUUCCAAGUGGUUUCUCUUGGGCACAGCAGUACACGACUAUAGGAAGCAAGUCGGCUUCCUUAUUUGUGGUUGGAGCAGCACUUGGAGAAAUGGCAAUUCCUGCCUCUGUAGGAUACCUUCAGGGAAUGUUGCCCACUCUUCCAGUACUUAUGUACACCAUCUUGGCAUCUUCUGCUGUGACAGCUGUCUUGUUUCCAGUCAUGUACAAACUGGCCACUUCUUCGCAGGACAAGGAACGGUGGGGUGGAGUUGAAAGUGAAGACCGAAGGGCUUUACUUUCAAGUUCUGGCCUAGAGGAAGAAGAGGAGGAGGAGGAUGCACAGCAAUGGAAUGAUGCAGAUUUUGAAGCCAUUGAAAUGAAUGACAGAAGUAAAAAUUCUAUCACUGUGAUAACAGAGGAUGCAUCAGAGGUGACUUCCACUUCCAACAGCAACAGCCAGACUUUUUCCAAGAAUGGGACACUCAGCGAUCAGGCGGUUGACAGAUCACCUUUAAAAAAACUGUUGAAUGUGGACAGAGAAAAAAAUGAUUAAAUUUGUAUUGCAAAUCGGUUUAAUUAUUUUUUUUUACCUGCUUAUCAGACAUCAACGCAAGUUGCCUAAAAUGAUCUGCAAAUUUUUUAUAAUUGAAGGAUAGAGGAAAUACAGACAGAACGGAAAAGCCUUUUUCAUUUACUUUUGUUGGCCGCCUUUAAACUGUUUGUGUGUGUGUACUACUGUAAACGGUCUUGCUAAAGCCCAGCUACAUAGAUACUUUACCCUAAAUAUUUAAGUUCAUCUCAUUUUAAACCUAAUUGCUUUAAAAGUUUACGGCUGGCUGCUAACUUCAAGCUUUUCAGUUGUGGUCAAAGAAAGCCUGUGUUCUGGCUUCACAAAGGCAAACUCCAGACAAAAUGUUUUGUUUUUUUAUUUUGGAUAUAGUGUCUGGUUUAGAGCCUCAGUCAGGACUUUAUCUGCCUGUGUCUAUUGAGAAGAUUUAAACGUGUCUCCUCUCAGGGCAGAAAGUGAUGGGUAAUUUGACAGUAGGGGACACAGACAAAAUCAAGACCAUUUUGUAGUAGAGUGGGGAUGUGUAAAACUUCCAAAACCUUUGUCCCUUCCGGUUCCAAUGACAGCUGCUCCCCAUGCCUUGUCUCGGUGGCAUGGAGACCUGAAUUGAGACAAGCCCCCCCCCCCCCACCACCAAGUUGGUAAUAGACAGAAAUACAAAUAUGUCCAAACUCUUUUCCACUCUUGUAAAGAGUUGUUAAUGUCUCUCAAAUUCCACAUUCAUUUCAGGACACCAGCUAUAUCUGUGGAGCCUCAACUAGGUGUUUUGAGUUCUGCCUAAGCUGCUUCCUAACGCAGGGCAGAAGAGACUGCAAGGACUGGUUGAGCAGUAUGGUGGAGCCUGCGGAAGCAGAGGAUCAGGUAACUAAUACUCCUUUACCUGGUCCUCUAGACACUCCACUGCAAGAGUGGUCUUCUAUUUUUUCUGCUGUUCAGCUUUAGGAUAAUCUUGCAGAUAGAAAACGCUGUUUAUUUUGCACUAUUCCUUCUCAUUCACUGUGCAGAGAAGUUAACUUUGGCAGUUGAUCAGAGUGUUUUAAUAUGCACUAAUU
Molecule: messenger RNA, 3077 nt
Organism: Rana temporaria (common frog)
Lineage: Eukaryota; Metazoa; Chordata; Amphibia; Anura; Ranidae
Gene: SLC60A2
Product: major facilitator superfamily domain containing 4B
Exons: 4
Coding region: 289-2010 (573 amino acids)
Biological process (GO): transmembrane transport
Source: RefSeq, a predicted model, not a curated record